AAAAAAAAAAAAAAAUCCCUUCGCCGCUGUGCCCGCUGCUCUCAGCGCCGAUCCGCAGCGGAGUUGCCGGCGGAGAGGCGGGUGGUGCCGGGGGGCCAGCUCCAGGGCAGCUCGCCGUCAGCCAUUCAGGAAAGCCAUCAAGGCGCGGACGAACAGCCGGGGAACGCCGCGGCCGCGGGCGGCGCGGGGCGGCGGGCGGCGGGGCCGUGAGGGAAGAACAAAAAUGCCAUCAGCGCAAAAGCCGAUGCGGUACGGACACACAGAGGGACACACGGAUGUCUGCUUCGAUGACAGCGGCAGCUGCAUCGUAACGUGUGGCAGUGAUGGAGAUGUUAGGAUUUGGGAAAACCUGGAUGAUGAUGAUCCCAAGUCCAUUAAUGUUGGAGAGAAGGCUUAUUCAUGUGCUCUGAAGAAUGGCAGAUUGAUCACAGCGGUAUCAAACAACGCUGUUCAGAUCCAUACAUUUCCUGAAGGAGCUCCAGAUGGCAUCCUUACUCGUUUUACCAUGAAUGCAAACCACGUUGUCUUUAACAGUGACGGUACCAAAAUUGCUGCUGGAUCUAGUGACUUCAUGGUCAAAGUAGUGGAGGUGGCUGAUAGCAGCAAGCAGAAAACGUUCCGAGGACAUGAUGCUCCUGUUUUAAGCCUGGCUUUUGACCCCAUGGAUAUUUACCUGGCAUCAGCAAGCUGUGAUGGUUCUGUCAGAGUAUGGAAAGUGGAAGAUCAGACAUGUGUGACAAGCUGGCUGCUGCUGCAGAAAUGUAAUGAUGUGAUAAAUGCUAAAUCAAUAUGCAGGCUUGCCUGGCAACCUGGCAGCGGCAAGUUGCUGGCAAUUCCUGUAGAUAAAGUUGUUAAACUGUACAGAAGGGAAACCUGGGAUAAUCAAGUUGAUCUAUCAGACACUUCCAUCACACAGCCCUUGAAUGUUGUGGUGUGGUCUCCUUGUGGUCAGUACCUGGCGGCUGCAACAGUGAAUGGGAGUAUAGUGGUGUGGAAGGUGAAAAGCCAGGAGUGCAUAGAGAGGAUGAAGCAUGAGAAAAAUUACUCAAUUUGUGGACUGGCGUGGCAUCCCAAAUAUGAGCAAAUAGCUUAUACAGAUACUGAAGGAAAUCUGGGAUUGUGGGAAGAUAUCGGUGAUGGAAAGAAACCAAGCGACAAGGUUGCCAACACUGUUACAAAAGACUAUGAAGAUCUCUUUGAUGGAGAUGACGACGACUAUUUAAAUGGAGAUAUGAUUGAACCGCAGUCUUCCCCACGCGCCGGAGCUAAUGAAGAUCAUGGUGAUGACGAUGACCUUAUGCCAACGUCAGGCCAUCCAAGACGGGCAAUAAUUGAUGAUGAUGAUAACUCAUUAGAUAUUGGAAUGAUAAAGGCUAAUUCCAAUCUACUUGAAAAGGAGGAGGAGGAGGAUGAUGAUCAGAUUGGUGGUUUUCCAGCUUUGCCAACAUCAUCUACGCAACAGCCUUUCUAUGAUGGGCCAAGGCCAACCCCCAGGCAAAAGCCAUUCCAGUCUGGCUCCACUCCUGUACAUCUCAUGCAUCGGUUCAUGGUUUGGAAUUCCGUUGGUAUCAUUCGUUGUUACAACGAUGAACAAGACAACGCUAUUGAUAUAGAAUUUCAUGAUACCUCCAUACAUCAUGCCACACACCUGCCUAACUCCCUGAAUCACACAAUGGCUGACCUCUCUACUGAAGCUAUUUUACUAGCCUGUGAGAGUACAGAGGAACUCGCAAGCAAGCUCCACUGCAUUUAUUUUAGCUCGUGGGAUGCAAACAAGGAGUGGACAGUAGAUAUGCCAAAGGAUGAAGAUAUUGAAGCUAUCUGUCUAGGUCAGGGCUGGGCUGCUUGUGCCACUAGUGCCUUGCUGGUUCGACUCUUUACAGUUGGAGGAGUUCAGAAAGAGAUAUUCUGUCUCCCAGGUCCAGUGGUGUCUAUGGCAGGACGUGGAGAGCAGCUGAUGAUUAUUUACCACAGAGGUACUGGAUUUGAUGGAGACCAGUGCCUCGGAGUGCAGCUGAUGGAGCUAGGAAAAAAGAAGAGACAAGUUUUGCAUGGAGACCCUCUUUCUCUUACAAAGAAGUCCUAUUUGGUGUGGGCUGGAUUCUCAGCGGAAGGUACCCCGUGUUACGUGGAUUCUGAGGGAAUCGUGCGGAUGUUGAACCGAGGGCUUGGGAACACUUGGAUUCCAGUGUGUAACACACGAGAGCAUUGCAAAGGCAAAUCUGAUCAUUACUGGGUCGUUGGCAUCCAUGAAAACCCCCAGCAGCUCAGGUGUAUUCCUUGCAAAGGAGCCCGAUUCCCUCCGACGCUUCCACGUCCUGCAGUGGCAAUAUUACCUUUUACACUCCCUUACUGCCAGGUUACAACAGAAAAGGGACAGAUGGAGGAACAAUACUGGCGCUCAGUUGUAUUUCACAACUAUGUGGAUUACUUAUCAAAAAAUGGCUACGAGCUUGAUGAAAAUGCUAAAAGUCAGUCCGUGAAGGAACAGCAAGAACUUCUGAUGAAACUGUUUGCCCUUUCUUGUAAACUGGAGCGUGAAUUCCGCUGCGUGGAACUUGCUGACCUCAUGACACAGAACGUUGUGAAUUUAGCCAUCAAGUAUGCGUCCCGCUCUCGAAGACUAAAUUUAGCUCAGCGACUUAGCGAGAUGGCUGUAGAGAAAGCGAGCGAAUUGGCAACAGCACUGGAAGAUGAAGAGGAGGAAGAGGAUUUCCGAACUCGCUUGAAUGCUGGUUACAGCACAUCUGCCCCAGAGUGGGGCCGGCUGCCAGGCAGAAGCGCUCAGCAGGACCAAGAGAUGGAAGAGGCUGAAGAAACCGAUGGGUCCGAGGAAGCAGGAGGAAUGCCUGAAGUGCCUAAACAGAGGCCAAAUCCUUUCUCCAAAGCAGUCUCUUCAGCAGAGGUGAUCACUCCUAAGUCUGCGAUAAUUGCAUCAAGCAGCCAAGGACGAGUGAAUCCCUUCAAGGUGUCAUCUAACAAAAAGGACCCACUAGUCCCCUCAGCAAAUGUUCUGGACACUAUGAGCAAAUACUCAAAGAAAAUUUCUAGCGGUCGAGCUGUAAAUAAGCAGAGCCCUCCAGUUAUAAAGCCUCUGGUUCCCAAACCAAAGUCCAAGCAGGCUUCAGCAGCAUCCUUCUUCCAGGUUCGUACACCUAGCUCCAGUGAAAGAAGAGAGGGAGAAAGAGAAGAAAAAGCAGGAAAUGAGCCCCCUGAGGUCCAAGCUGCUGCACAGGACAACACCGAAAACAAAAGACCAAAGACAGGUUUCCAGAUGUGGCUAGAAGAGAACAGAGCAAACAUUUUAGCAGAUAAUCCUGGUCUGAAUGAAGCAGAAGUAAUAAAAGAAGGCAUGAGUCGGUUUAGGAUUCUGUCAUCUGAAGAAAGAAUGGUGUGGACUGAGAAAGCAAAAGGAGGAACAGUAAAUGAUUCAGCAGAAGAUAAAAAACGGAAGCGUCCCACAGCUGCUGAAGAUGAGGCGACAAAGAACGAGGAGCAAAAAUCAGAGGACUCAAAUCUAUCCAAAAAAAAGAAGCCUUUAGAUCAAUCUACCAAUGUCAGAUUGUCAUCCUUUGCGUUCAAGCAGAGCUAAGUAACGUGGUACCUUCUCAGCAUCUGCUUUCUCAGUGCAGAGUUAUCCAGUGUUAUCAGAGAUUUGCCACUGUACUCCAAGAGCACUAGCAAAAAGAGAGUGCCUUGCUCCAAAUGUUUUUAGAAAGUAUUUUAUUAUCAGCUCUGUAGGGAAAUGUUGAAUCCAUUCAUCAGGUCUCUUUGCAAGUUGCUAGUGUAAAGGCUGACAGAAAAACGAAUGCUGAUGGACCUGUUACCUAGAAGUACAGUUCCACAGUUUUGUGUAGCCAUGUGUCUCUCCCUUAAUAUUUGGUGCUCAAUCUAGGUGAGUCAUUUUGGGGAGUGUAUGCUACGUACAAAAAUUGUCCUAUGGUUUUAGAGUAAUGGCUUCUGUACCAUUCCUUCUGCCUGCUGCAAACACUUGUAAGAGAAGGACAGUCUGAGGAAUGAGAAGGAGGGGAGGGCGACCACUUCACAUCCUCCUGAUGGUCAGCUGCAGUUUCAGCAUCUGAGGCAGUCACUGAGAAGCCUGACACAGGCUGGGUCAGAACACCAGAGCAGGUAGGAUGGAAGCUGAAUUAGGAAUGUUAGGUGUGCAAAAACGAGCCGUGCCAGACUAUGCAAAUGUGCAUUCCCAGUCUGUACUUCAGUGCUCAGAACUUGAAAUUGCGUGCAUUGUUUUACGUGUUUGUUUGAAAUGUGAUUGUUCCUUUCCUUUGCAGUUUUUGUAAUUAAACAGACUUUAAACAGGCAGUCAUAUUUACCCUUCUUUGGGGAAGAGGCAGUAAUGUCUAAUAGAUAUAUUUGAAACAAAUUCAAAUUUCAAAACUUAUUUUUUAAGAUAAAUUAAACCAAUUUAACAUAGCAGCCAGUUUUUUUUUCUGGCUUUGCACAUCCUUUCUUUUUGUUUUUAUUCUUCAUUUCUCUUCAUUUUAUUACUGAAAAGGUAAAUGACUCUCCACUGGGGAGACAUUUUUAACAUUGAAAUCUGUAGGUUGAAGAUCCAGAGAGAUGUUUGUACAUUGCAGAGGUGUUCUGCUGAACUCUUUUAGCAAUUGUUAUAGGUAAUUCUUGAGGAAAAAAAAAAAAACUCCUGUUUUCCCUGUGCUUAUAAAAUGGAAAGGUCAUGAUGUCAGCUGGGAUGAUAAGCACAAAUAGAGAAAAGUCUGAAGGCCUGUUAAUUUAAAUGCUUUUUUUAGAUCCACUGUUAUGAUUGUUUUGCAUGUUAUUGUUCAGUGUUGACAGUAGGCUGCAAGUAAUAAUUAAUGUAAGUGUACGUAGGGGGACUGUAUUGACACAGUGCAGAAAAUCCAGGAGAGUAGUGGAAUAUUCCACCAGUUGUCUGCAUUCUUUGGGAAGAAAUGAUGGUAUCAGUGACUGUACAGGAUGAAUAUUCUGGGCAGCGAGGCAUAUUUCAGCAUUUGGGUUUACUGAAGAAAAACAGGAUUGCAGUGGUAAGAAAAACAUCCUGAUAGAAAAUCAGUGUGAGCUCAGUGAACUGUGUAAUGUUGUUUUUCUGCUGAACUGGGUCGUUGUGAUGACGGCUUAGAGUCCUCAUCAUGGUCCUGGGAGAUGGGGUGAGUGGGAAUGGAUGACAGUUCUUUUUUUCUUAAUAUUCAAGCUGAGCUACCUGCCCAGUGUCCUUUCAUACAGGCUGAAAUACAAGAAGAAAUUAAGUCCCCUUCUGGAGUGGUUAAGCUGAGUGACUCCUCAGGGCUCCCUCACGAAGGCUGCAUCAAAUACUUGAGCAAGGGAUUUGUACCUCAAGCUCGGGACAUUGAAGUCCUUUGUAGGCUCAAAAGGUGAACUGAAAAAUCAGGUAGGUAAGAAAAGAGGCUGGAACUGGCUCAGAAAUAUACUCAGAGUGUCCCAAAUUAGAAGGAAAGAAAAUCAUUCGAAUAACUUUGAUAGAAAUCCCUCUUCGAAAAGCAGAAUAUUCUGAUUGGAUGACUUUGGGAAUGUCUGGGCAUGUAUCAUUAAGUGAAAUAUUUUGAUCUUACUCCUCCUGAGCAGGAUGCUGACUGGUAGCUUCUGAUGCAGUGGCACUGUUUUGGGGGAAAAAGAGUGAAAGAGAAACAGAACCAAGCUGGUCUGUAGAUCCAGCUGUUGAGACCCUGUCUGUCCACUAUCUCACACCUUCAAAUUACACAAAUCCAGCACAGUUCCUGCUCUACAACGGAAGCAGGUAGGUACAGCUGGUCCCACAAAGCAUCCAAAGUCCUUUUGGCUCCUAUAAGAGGGAGGAAACAUCCAAAGUAAACUUGCAGAAAAGUUUUCUGGCUGGUUUCGGAGAGCUGGAUCUUUGCAAUCACAUGGCUCUUCUGAACAAACAUGCCAAAGGUCUGUUUUGAAGGGGACUCCUGGAUUUAGUGGAUGAAUUCAUGGAAAUAACUGAGAGGACGUCAGGUUCCAUUUGCAAGUCCCCAGUUCCUGUUCGCUUUUCUCCUGGCUUAAUUUUUGCUUUAUGCUGUUUGUGGGUUUCAUCAGAUGCAAUGUCCACAGCCUGGAGGCUGCAGUCUGGAUCUCACUGCUGUGCAGGGGGCUGGAAAGAGGCAGCAGAGCUGCUUCCCACAUCACAGCUGGGAUCUCGGAGCGAGGGGGCUGGAGGUGGCGGUGUGCCCUUCUUACAGACCUCCUCCACUUUGCAAAAUGAUGGAGAGGUGCAAAGAGGAGCAGCUUUUUAACCCUGACAUUUAAUUACUAAGCACUGGUGUUGGCCACAGCGCCAAAACUAGCAGCCAGCAGCAGCACCUCCCUUGCUUCCAGGCCCCAGCUCUUCCACCAGAGCUGCACUCCGCUCCAUUGCCCGGCUGCAGGCAGAGCUGUGAGUAACCUCCCAGUGCUGGGAGCCUUCCACCUGGCUGGGCAGUGCCAAGCGGAGCCGGGUGUUCACAGAACCGUGAACCCAAACCCACCAGAAAACGCGGAAUGGAUCUUUAAGGAAAACUUAAAGCUCAACUAGCUGAUUUUCUUACAAAACAGGAUUUCAUUCCCAGCUGGGGGGCUCUGUGCUGACCCCAAGCCCGUGGUGUGGUGGUGGGAAGUGCUGCUGCAACUCAGCCCACUCCCCUAGCACCGUUACAGCUCCUUUCUGCAUCCCAGGAGCGCAGAGCAUCUCCUCUCUGCUUCUGGCUCUGCCGCGUUCUUCCGUUUCAUCGCAUUAUUUGACCUUACGUAAAAUCCCCAUUCCGAAACCUGCUGUCUUAUUUUGCACGUGGGGUAUUCUGUUAUACUUCAGCCGACUCGUGCGACGCAUCCAGCCUUGCAGGAAAGAUACAACUGCUAAAAACCAGCAGAAAAGACUCAAAGCAGUGUGUGCAGCCUGCUGCCCUUUCAAAGCAGCGAGCAUCCACCCCCCAUGCUCUGGCUCUGGAGGGCAUGGCAAGCCCUUUAUCUCUGGAAAAGAUCUAUAAAUGGACGACUUGGCGUGCUGGAGCAUUGCAGACCUGUUUGAUUUCAGAGGGAGUGCCAGGCUCACAGGAAGCCAGACAUUUAUUCUGAGAAAAGAACACUUGUACCGUAAAGCAAUAAAACGUGUGUUCACCUCCCAAAGAAUAUUUUC
Molecule: messenger RNA, 7132 nt
Organism: Numida meleagris (helmeted guineafowl)
Lineage: Eukaryota; Metazoa; Chordata; Aves; Galliformes; Numididae
Gene: WDHD1
Product: WD repeat and HMG-box DNA binding protein 1
Exons: 26
Coding region: 224-3592 (1122 amino acids)
Biological process (GO): DNA-templated DNA replication; mitotic cell cycle; DNA repair
Cellular component (GO): nuclear replication fork
Molecular function (GO): protein binding; chromatin binding
Source: RefSeq, a predicted model, not a curated record